UGAUGAUAUAAACUAAAUUCUAACACCACCUUGUGCUGGCUGCACUAUUUGUCGGGUUUGACCAAGCAAUACUCUUUGUAUCUUUCAGAGCUUUCCGUUCUCGUUCUGCAAUGUCACACCAUCUUCGCACUCUUCAACUACCACCACUCUCCUGGAAAACCCCAACGAUCAAUACACAUUCUUUCUCCCUCCAUUGCUUCCGCUUCAGCUUCGGCUUCCAUUGCUCCGUCUCCUGCGGAUGCGCGCGCCAAAUCUCUCCGGUUCGGUUCAGUCAUCAAGCGUCUUUGCAAGAGGAAGGAAAACCUGUUUCCCUUUUCUUUCAACCUGUCUCAAGCGAAACCCACUUUGAUCUUCUCCUCGACCAGGCUCAAAGGCUCCACCAAGCUGUCGUUGUGGUUUGGAUGGCAAAUUGGUGCAGAAAAUGUAUAUAUUUAAAACCAAAAUUGGAAAAGUUGGCAGCAGAUUAUUAUCCAAGGUUGCAGUUCUACAGUGUAGAUGUUAAUACAGUUUCACACAAACUUGUUGCUCGUGCAGGUGUGACUAAAAUGCCAACCAUACAACUGUGGAAAGACAGCAAGAAACAAGCUGAAGUUAUUGGUGGCCAUAAAGCACAUAUAGUAAUAAGUGAGAUUCAGGAGAUGAUUGAGAAUGAGUGACAAGUUUUAGUGAAGUGGACUUAUUUUCCGCUAUUUUGAUAUAUUUUAUUAAUUGGUUUUA
This is a messenger RNA of Vigna umbellata (rice bean), 717 nucleotides long. RefSeq names its product WCRKC thioredoxin 2 (gene WCRKC2). Gene Ontology annotation, cellular component: chloroplast stroma. The record is from RefSeq and is a predicted model, not a curated record. Lineage: Eukaryota; Viridiplantae; Streptophyta; Magnoliopsida; Fabales; Fabaceae.